Molecule: messenger RNA, 1003 nt
Organism: Hevea brasiliensis (rubber tree)
Lineage: Eukaryota; Viridiplantae; Streptophyta; Magnoliopsida; Malpighiales; Euphorbiaceae
Product: ubiquitin-like-conjugating enzyme ATG10
Exons: 7
Coding region: 165-863 (232 amino acids)
Biological process (GO): protein modification by small protein conjugation; macroautophagy; protein lipidation
Cellular component (GO): intracellular anatomical structure
Molecular function (GO): Atg12 transferase activity
Source: RefSeq, a predicted model, not a curated record
UUACUUUCUAGGUUUCGUGAGAAACAAACGAGAUUCAGGUUGAGUCAUUGUUCAAACUGCAUGAUCAGUUUAAGCUAUCAUCUCUAAAUUGGCGUACCAACAGGAAGCGAAAAUCCUAAACAAGGGAGGCCAAUCGAACGAGCAAAUUUCUGAGUGAGGCAAUCAUGGAUGUUUCAUGUUGGGAUGGAACCCUUUCGCUGAAUGAAUUUUCUCGUGCUGCUCGAACUUUUGCAGAGAAAUGGAAAAUAAGCAAUUCUGCUUUCCCUCCUUGGUUAUGGGUUAACGUGCCAAAACGACCUUUUGUUGCUUCUCAACAAGUUGAUGGAUUCUUGUCAUUGGAAAACAUAUGCCUUAUCAGGCCAAUGUUUUUUGCACAUGACAGUCGUGCUGAAGUUAGUCAUUUAGAGGAAGAAGAGACUGGUUUCUCUGAGAAAGAAGUUGCAAUUGAUGAUGCCACAUUGGUGCUUAGCAAUCAUCAUGAGAUGCAUUACUAUGACUUCCAUAUAGUCUACAGUGCUUCAUAUGGGGUUCCAGUGCUAUAUUUCCGUGGAUAUUACAGCGAUGGAUGCCCAUUGCAGUUGAAUGAAAUUGAAAAGGACCUUCCUGCUUGCUCUGCAAAGGUGUUGUUGGAAUCAAAGUGGACUUUUAUAACUCAGGAGGAGCAUCCAUACCUAAAUAGGCCAUGGUACAAGUUACAUCCAUGCGGGACCAGUGAAUGGAUGAAGUUGCUUUUCCUUGGUGAAGCUGCGUUGGCAGAAAAGAGAGUGGCAAUUGAACUGUAUCUGGUGUCCUGGUUCUCAGUCGUCGGUCAGGUUAUUGGUCUUAGGAUUCCAAUCGAAAUGAUGAAUGAUCGUACUAACUAGUUGAAACUUAACACAAAAUGUUUAAAGAAAUGAACUAGUGGUCAAGAAAGAGACCUAAUGUGAGAAGCAAGAUGCCUAGCAUGUGCAGUUUGUACAAUUUCAACAAUGCUUCUCAAGAAAUAUAACAAAGCUUUUCUUUA